GAAAUUCCGGCCCAAACAAACCCAAGUUUGGUGAAAUGCAAGUAAACAGUGUAUGAAGUUUCAGUACCAUCAUCUUCUUCUUCUUCUUCAAUCGCCGUUCCAUUCGAUUCUAUCCCUUUGCUCAACAGCUUCACUCAGCCCAUACAUACACCUAAAUAGAUGGUGUCUACUUCUGCGCUUUCUCUCUCUCCUCAUCUAGAGAUUAGUUUCUCUUUUCAAAACAAGCACACAACUCAACUAUGGACCCUCACCUCCGCCAAGAGCGCUUCGCUCCGGCGCAGGGGGUCGGAUUUAGCCCGCCAUUUUACUCUAGUCAGCAUCAAUUCCAGACCAUUAAGCUCGAGAAAAUUCGUAAUCAGAGCGGCGGCAGCCGGCGGAGGCAGUUCGAGGCGUGGCGGUAGUUCUCGUAGGGUUUUCCAGGAGUCUCAAGCGCAAGCUCCUAUUGCUCCGGUCAGACAAGCUGCUUCCUUUAUUCUCCCUGCCGGCGCAUUCGUAGUCGCCACUUUUGUUUUAUGGAAACUGAUGGAGAAAAUCCUGGUGCCAAAAUCGUCUGAGUCUGUAGCAGAAGAGGAUAAACCUGCCUCCGGAGCGAAGUGGUCCUUCUCCCGGGGGACAAACUUUUUGUCAUCUUUUGGUGCGAAAGUUGAAAGGGAAUCCAAAAUGAGGCUAAAUGAUUUUGCCAGGGAGCUUAGAUCAUUUAGCAGCAUUGACAUGUCAGGUCGUAACUUUGGAGAUGAAGGGUUAUUCUUCCUAGCUGAGAGCUUGGCAUAUAAUCAAACUGCAGAAGAAGUGAGUUUUGCUGCUAAUGGGAUUACUGCUAAAGGGAUAAUGGCUUUUGAUGGGAUUUUACAGUCAAAUGUUGCUUUAAAGACUCUCAACUUGUCAGGAAACUCGAUUGGAGAUGAAGGAGUCAAGUGUUUAUGUGACAUUCUGGUGAAAAAUUCUGGUAUUCAGAAGCUACAACUUAGUAGUAGCGCAUUUGGAGAUGAGGGAGCAAAAGCUAUUGCUGAGAUGUUGAAGAAAAAUUCAACCUUGCGUAUCAUUGAACUUAAUAACAAUCUGAUUGACUACUCUGGAUUUUCAAGCCUUGCUGGAGCUAUUCUUGAGAACAAGACUAUACUGUCUAUAUACCUCAAUGGCAAUUACGGUGGUCCCCUUGGUGCAGCUGCUCUGGCGAAAGGGCUGGAGGGAAACAAAUCCUUGAGGGAACUCUAUUUGCAAGGGAACUCUUUUGGAGAUGAAGGUGCCAUUGCUCUAACGUCUGGCUUGUCUUCUCAUAAAGGGAAGCUUACCGUCUUGGAUCUUGCAAACAAUUCGAUUGGUUCACGUGGAGCCUCUCAUGUUGCUGAAUAUAUAAAAAAAAGCAAGAGUUUGCUGUUGAUUAACCUUUACAUGAAUGAUAUUGGGGAUGAGGGAGCUGAAAAAGUAGCAGAGGCUUUGAGGGAUAACCGUUCAAUUACAAAUGUUGAUCUAGGCGGAAAUGACAUCCACGCCAAAGGGAUCAGUGCAAUAGCACGUGUUCUGAAAGAUAAUUCCGUCAUUUCUGCUUUGGAAAUUGGUUAUAAUCCAAUCGGGCCUGAUGGCGCAAAGGCUUUAGCCGAAGUUCUUAAGUUUCACGGGAAUGUAAAGGACCUCAUGCUUGGUUGGUGUCAGAUAGGUGCAUCUGGAGCCGAACAUAUUGCAGAUAUGCUGAGAUAUAAUAGCACCAUUGCAAGUCUAGACCUCCGAGCCAAUGGGCUCAGGGAUGAGGGUGCCAUAUGCCUUGCUCGCAGCUUAAAAGUGGUCAACGAAGCUUUGGUAUCGCUCAAUCUUGGCUUCAACGAAAUAAGAGAUGAAGGGGCUUUCGCCAUUGCUCAAGCGCUCAAGUCGAACGAAGAUGUUAGGCUCACAUCAUUAAAUCUCAUGAACAAUUUCCUUACCAAAUUGGGACAGAGUGCAAUCACAGAUGCAAGCGACCACGUAUUCGAGAUGAAUGAGAAGGAGCUUACUAUUGUAUUCUAGAUAUGAACAAGAGGAUAUGAUUCUUUUUAUCUCUCUUUUUCUUUGGGUUACUUGGUUAUAGUAGCAGAGUCCAUUUGGUGAUGGUCUUCUUUCCCACCAGCGUAUUAAGAGAUUAAUCGAUACUAGAUAAUACCUUUUCGAGAAAAUCAAAAUGCGAUUAUUUCAAAAGAGGGAAAAGUAUAAAUUUUGACCACUAGAUAUCAUUUUAGCUUUGCUUUUCUUGAUGUAGCACGGUUUCAUUUUCUUUUUCUUUUGUUGUAAUUUAUGUGUUCGUGCAUGACUAAGGAAUCUACGAUUAGGUAGUAUUUUCAAGAUUUGGCUACUGAAUGUGUAAGAAUUUUAUAUUACUAUUAUUUACAAGAGCCAAGAUUAAGUUUCUUGUUGA
Messenger RNA from Salvia miltiorrhiza (redroot sage), 2386 nucleotides. RefSeq lists its product as uncharacterized. Gene Ontology annotation, molecular function: protein binding. The record is from RefSeq and is a predicted model, not a curated record. The transcript is spliced from 18 exons. NCBI's taxonomy places the organism in Eukaryota, Viridiplantae, Streptophyta, Magnoliopsida, Lamiales, Lamiaceae. Bases 160 to 2001 code for a protein of 613 amino acids.